Messenger RNA from Verticillium alfalfae VaMs.102, 1023 nucleotides. RefSeq names its product phospholipase. Gene Ontology annotation, cellular component: membrane. Gene Ontology annotation, biological process: arachidonate metabolic process. The record is from RefSeq and is a predicted model, not a curated record. The transcript has 2 exons. NCBI's taxonomy places the organism in Eukaryota, Fungi, Ascomycota, Sordariomycetes, Glomerellales, Plectosphaerellaceae. Bases 1 to 1023 code for a protein of 340 amino acids.
AUGCUCAGGCAGACUGUUGUCAUGAUCUCACUACUAGCUGCUAUAUACCUUUUUCACCUUACACUGGCUGACGGCAAUUGCCUCGUGACAGAUGGAGGAGGCGUCCGUGGCUAUUCGAUGCUCAUCAUUGUGCAGGAGCUUAUGCACCGUACCUACGUCGAAAUCGAAGGGCAUGCGCCUCGGCGAAACCAGAUCCCCAAGCCAUGCGACCACUUCGACCUCAUCGUUGGUACCGGCACCGGCGGCCUCAUCGCCUUGAUGCUCGGGCGUUUACGUCUCGACCUCGAAACCUGCAAGGAACUCUAUGUUCGCAUGACAAGGAUGGUGUUCGAGACGGACAAAACCAUUGCCGGCAUACCAUACCGUUCGACCUUAUUCAAGGCUUCUCGUCUAGAAACUGCAAUCAAGGAAGCAGUUCGAGAACAUACCAUAUACGAAAGGGAAGGCAAUGACGGCACCCAGGCCGACGCAGUCAGCCCCCUCACUACGGCUUCCGGUCCUCGACGUCAUUCCAGUAAUGCCAGCGUUGUCAGUUUCAGUGCGCGGAGUCCUCAGGCCCAGAUGGCACGCCCUGUCUUGAACUCCCGUUGGGGGAACCCGAACGCGAGGCUUUACGACUCCAGAGAGACAAGAACCAAGACUGCUGUUCUGACCAUGUACAAAGGCGCUGGCAAGAGCAGCGCCCCCAUGGUCCUUCGGUCCUACGACUCGAGAAGAGAGCCACCACCGGAGUUCGAUUGCAAAAUAUGGGAAGCUGGCAGGGCCACGUGCGCUAUUGGCCUCGCCUUCAAGCCUAUUCAGAUCGGGCAAUCCGUCUUCCACGAUGACGGUGCCGGCCCAUUCAACCCAGCCCCGGAAGCUUUGGAGGAGGCCCUUGUUAAUGAGUGGCCAGGCCGGGAAAUUGGCGUCUUCGUCAGUGUGGGAACGGGAAGGCGGCCGAAGAGCAGCGAUGCGAACCAACAAAUGUGGUACGAGGGUUCCCUAGGCGAGUAUGCGGAUGCCCGACGAAGACUAAUCUCCUAA